This is a messenger RNA of Verticillium alfalfae VaMs.102, 537 nucleotides long. RefSeq lists its product with no specific name. NCBI's taxonomy places the organism in Eukaryota, Fungi, Ascomycota, Sordariomycetes, Glomerellales, Plectosphaerellaceae. The coding region runs from base 1 to 537 and encodes 178 amino acids. The record is from RefSeq and is a predicted model, not a curated record. The transcript has 2 exons.
AUGGCUGAUUUUGAGCCUCGUUUCUCAUUGCUGAAGGUCCUUGGUGGCUGGGGCACAGUCAGAGAUAUUCCGCUCACACAGUACUCCAGCAUGAUGCGCAGCAUGAUAUCAGGCACAUCAACUGCUGCAGUUAUCGGGGUGGCUAGUGCGAUGGCAGGCAGCGUCAUCUGGGGCACAGCCGCCAUACCUUUCAUGGUCGGGUCCAGUAUGGGGUUCGCCAUCGGCAGCUUCAGAUGGUAUCACGUCUCGCUUCUCGAGGCGUUGGUGCAGCUGAGGAAGCACCCAGCCCUGCUACGACUACACAUUACCUCCAACUUCCCUUGGGUUGCGCAGCUUCAUGCUCAUGAUGUCGGAUGGUUCACUGCGGAAAGGUUCACGUCGUCGUGGCUGCUCAAGAGCAUGCUGGUCGUGGGCUGGUUGUCGGCUGAGCCUGCAUUGCGGGAGAUCAGGGACCGCCAGGAGGCUAUGCUCGUUGAUCGUUAUGUCGCGCUCGGGAUGGGAAAGGUGGAUUUCGGGUCAGAAAAACUCGAAGAGUAG